Galdieria sulphuraria is the source of this 2011-nucleotide messenger RNA. RefSeq names its product EF-1-alpha-related GTP-binding protein. Gene Ontology annotation, molecular function: GTPase activity; translation elongation factor activity; GTP binding. The record is from RefSeq and is a predicted model, not a curated record. NCBI's taxonomy places the organism in Eukaryota, Rhodophyta, Bangiophyceae, Galdieriales, Galdieriaceae. The coding region runs from base 141 to 1898 and encodes 585 amino acids. Gene Ontology annotation, biological process: translational elongation. The transcript has 3 exons.
AAUUCCCACAGAUUCCAAUCGAGAUAAUGUCUUCAACUUACCAUCGUUUCAAGUGAUCGUUUGAGAAGACCUUUUGUUAGAAGCUUGCAUUCUGUGGUACGAGAAACUCUUGAAGGUUAUAGUUUGUAUCACAUUGGGACAUGGCUUCAACAAGAACUGAUCCUGUUGUUCAAGAGGAGGGCAACUUGAGAGAAAGGAAGGGUCCUCUUUCUCGUUUCCAAAAUUCCAAGAACUUGACGAGUAACCACGUUGAAGUUCAAUUAGGAGGUGCUACUGUUCCGGAGUUGGACCCUGAAAAUGAUGAGGGCUAUGUAGAAUACAAGUGGAGUUUGCACAACCCUUCACCUCAAAGGUUUGCUCAGUUGGUGACUCAGUUAAAAUUCCGUUUGUUAGAAGGUCAAGGAGAGGCUUUUUAUGAAAUAGGUGUGACAGAUAGUGGUGUUUUGAAGGGUCUACCUGAAGACAAACUUGCUGCUUCACUGUUGACCUUGAAGAAGAUGGCACAAGAGUUGAAUGCCGAGGUUCACGUUGUACGAGAGGAAAAGGGAUUGGAAGGAAGUGUAAUGGAAGCUCUUGUAAGACAUUUACCUCGUACUAGCGAGGAAUAUCUAGACCUUCGAAUUGCUGUAGCAGGAAACGUAGACUCUGGAAAAAGUACUUUGAUAGGUGUCCUUACUGGCAACGGAAGUUUGGAUAACGGUAGAGGUCUUGCACGAGCUCAGAUAUUUACACACAAACAUGAACUAGAAACUGGGAGAACGAGUUGUGUUAGUCAACAAAUUAUGGGCUUUAACGCAGUGGGAGAAAUAGUCAACUAUUCGCAUGUGAGAAACCUAAGCUGGAGUGAUGUUCUUGAGAAAAGCGCAAAAGUUUUGACUUUUUUCGAUCUUGCUGGUCAUGAGAGAUAUUUGAAGACCACUGUUUUUGGCUUGACUGCACACGUUCCUGACUAUUGCAUGAUAGUUAUCGGAGCCAAUAUGGGAGUAUUAAGAAUGACAAAGGAACAUUUGGCUGUCGCAUUGGCGUUAAAAGUACCAGUGUUUGUCGUUGUUACAAAAAUAGAUAUAUCGCCUGCACAUAUUCUUGAUAAUACUCGUGCACAUAUAUGUAAGCUUCUAAAGUCGCCAGGUGCCAGGAAAUUGCCAGUACUUGUAAAGAGCAUCUCUGAUGUAUCUAUGGCAUCUCAGAAUAUUGUAAAUGAUCGUAUCGUGCCUAUUUUUGAGAUAUCAAGUGUAACUGGUGAUGGUCUUGGUUUGCUAUCAAAGUUUCUCAACCUUAUUCCUACAAGACGUAAUUGGUCUUCAGCUGUGAUGGAACCAGCGGAAUUUCAAAUAGAUGAAACAUUUAUGGUUACAGGUGUUGGAACUGUAGUUGCUGGUACUACUAUCAGCGGAAGUGUUGCGAUUGGACAGUAUCUUCAUUUGGGUCCUGACAGUAGUGGAAACUUUGCGAAGGUUCAAGUGAAAUCAAUUCAUUACAAGCGCACACCAGUGAAGAAAAUUGUUGCAGGACAAACAGGUUCUCUGGCGUUAAGGAAAGUUAAAAGGUCAUCUAUUCGAAAAGGAAUGGUGUUGUUAGAUAGUGGAGUUCGUCCUGGCGCAGUCUGGGAGUUUUAUGCUGAAGUGAUGAUUUUGUAUCAUUCUUCUACAAUUCGAGUCAACUAUCAAGCAGUUAUUCACUGUGCUGCUAUCCGUCAAGCAGCAAAAGUUCUUUCAAUUGAAUCGGAAGUUGCGCGAACAGGGGAUCGUACCAAAAUACUCUUCCGUUUCCUGUAUCAUCCUGAAUAUUUAAAGGGUGAUGCACGCUUUAUAUUCCGAGAAGGUCGUACCAAGGGAAUUGGUAAAGUCAUUGCUUUGGGUGAAGCUGUGCAGACAAGAACAAGCCAUCACGUAUCCUAAACGAACGCUAUAUUAUUGUUAUUUUGCAACAUAAUUUUGGAUCUGUUAUCCCUUCUUAUUGAUAGUUGCAUUGAUUGGAUAUUUUUGUAUAUAAUAAAGACAUUUCAUUACAA